GUAUAUAAGGCGCUCUAUUUGAAUUCAUUCCGUCGAAACAUGAAGGGACUUCCAUCAUUGAACAUCGGGAUUUAUACACACAUGUGCACGUACUGUGCAGGAUAUAACCACGUGAUAGAAUCGUUAAACCACCACCUUAGGCUUACUAUUGACAUUGUAGGCUCCAAUCAGAACUUCAAACCAUUCUUUAUCACCGCAGUAUUUCACUGCCGUCCAGUAGAUCACACGUUUUGACCCAUAAAUUAUGGACGGUAUGAACAGGUUAGAUUCAGAGAUAGAUCAUGCCAAGACUAGCGCUAUCGCUGCGAUCGGCCAUCUCCGAGGUACCUCCACCACCCCUCAUCCCCAAAGUCUUCUUCUCUUCACUGCUUUCGCUACUUUUACCAUGGCUUCCGAAGCGAUCAAAAUGUGGAUUGGAGGGCAAGAGAAGGCAGGGCAAGCGGAGCCAAUCCCAAUUGAAGACCCAGCGACUGGCGAGAUAUUUACUACAUGCCACUCAGCAUCCUCAGUCGAUGUAGAUGAGGCAGUCAGGCUUGCCCAUGAUGUUUUCAAAUCUGGCGUUUGGUCCAAGGCUCCUCGCCACGUGCGGGCCGAUACCUUGGAGAAGGCUGCGGACCUCCUGACGCGGAAUCUUCCUAGGUUGAUUGAGCUGGAGGUUCGACAGACGGGCCGUGCUAUUCGCGAAAUGAACGCACAGGUCCCGACGCUUGUGAAGUGGUUCAAGUACUAUGCGAGUUUGAUCCGGACUGAGGAGCGCAGUGUCCUCCCAACAACCGGAAAACUUCACAACUGGAUAGACCGUGUCCCGCUGGGUGUCGUCGCGCAAAUCACCCCCUUCAAUCACCCCAUGCUCAUCGCCGUCAAGAAAAUCGCUCCCGCUCUCGCAGUUGGAAACUCAAUUGUCCUCAAACCCAGCGAACUAACCCCACUAACCAGUAUCGAGCUUGGCAAGCUCCUCAAGGAGGCAGGCGUGCCGGAUGGAGUCUUCAACGUAGUCACCGGCAACGGCGUAGAAACAGGAAAAGCCCUCGUUUCGCACCCUCUCAUCCAGAAAGUCGAUGUUACUGGCGGGACAGCUGCAGGUCGUGCCAUCGGCGCGAUAGCAGGACACAACCUAUCCCACUACACUGCUGAACUAGGCGGCAAAGCGCCCUUGAUCGUCAUGGAGAAGGCGCACGUCGACGCAGCAGUCAACGGCAUCGCAUUCGGAAGCUUCAUCGCCAGUGGGCAGACCUGCGUGGCCGCUACACGCAUCAUCGUGCAAUCGAGCAUCUAUUCCACGGUCGUAGCCAAACUCACCGAAAAAGCCAAAAGCAUCGAGCGCCGCAUGGGAAGCCCAUCUAACCCAGACUCCAUGAUGGGCCCGCUCAUCUCCGCGAAGCAGCUCGCGAAUGUCGAAGCCCUCGUUGACGCUGCAGUCGCGGAGGGCGCUACGUGCGUCACAGGCGGCGCGAGAUUAACGUCUACAUCCACAAUCGACAAGACGGAUUUCUCAAAGGGAUACUUUUACCCGCCGACAAUCCUUACGUCCAGCGCAUCCAGAGACAUCACGGAGACGCGGAUCUGGCGCGAAGAAGCCUUCGGCCCCGUCAUCGUCGUGGUCCCUUUCACCUCCGAGGCAGAGGCUCUGCAGCUCGCGAAUGAUUCCGAGUUCGGGCUCGGCGCGGCCGUGUGGACGCAGGAUCUUGCGCAGGCGAUGCGUGUCUCCGAAGGUGUGGAGGCGGGCAUCUGUUGGGUGAAUACGCAUCAUCGGAAUGACCCGUCGAGCCCGUGGGGAGGCGUCAAGAGCGCGUCUGGGGUCGGAAGCGAGAAUGGGGUGGAUGCUUUGCGGGCGUACAUGAAGGUCAAAAGCACGGUUGUGAAUUUUGCGAGUGUGGAGGAGUGCUUGCAGGGGGAAGAUUGGUUUAGGGAUGGGGCGGGUGAGGUCAGGUAUGGAUGAGACGAUGAGCUGUAUAAAGGUGCAUAAAGAAGUUUGGCCAACGAAGAAAGAAAAUACGUGUGUGCAUACCGUUUAGUGGGAUACCUAC
Molecule: messenger RNA, 2027 nt
Organism: Periconia digitata
Lineage: Eukaryota; Fungi; Ascomycota; Dothideomycetes; Pleosporales; Periconiaceae
Source: the annotation of a GenBank genome assembly